Messenger RNA from Durusdinium trenchii, 429 nucleotides. The record is from the annotation of a GenBank genome assembly. Lineage: Eukaryota; Dinophyceae; Suessiales; Symbiodiniaceae.
AUGUCAUACACAUACUUUUGUUCGGCUCAAGCUAGCAACCUAAGCGAAAGUGCUCUCGAUUCCUCUUGGUUCAAGUUUUGUGUCAUGGCUCCAAUGAAGGCGAUGAAGGCUAUGAAGGCUAUGAAGGCCAUGGCGGCGAUGAAAGUCAUGACAAAGGGAGCUCUUACCGGCGAUUUGGCUGAUGCUGCUGGCCUGAAGAAGGGUGACGUCAGCAAGGUGUUGGAAGCAUUGGCUGAGAUUGGCACCAGGGAGGUCAAAAAGAACGGGAAAUUUGUCGUGCAGGGCCUUUGCAUGAUCAAGACUCGUCUCAAGAAGGCCACCAAGGCCGGCAAGAAGAUGAUGUUUGGAAAGGAGGUGAAGGUCAAGGCGAAGCCUGCGAAGACCGUCGUGAAGGCAUUCCCUGUUGCAGCUCUGAAGCAAGCUAUUUGA